AUGAAAAGUAAAAAGAAAACAUCAAAGCAAGGUAAAGAUAAGGGAGAAGGCAAUGCAGUGAAAUAUAAUAGUCGAAUCAAUACAGAUGAAGUCGAGUUUCUUGACGACCGAUUAAAAGACAAUAGUUUCUUAGCAAAGAGAGGUGCAAUUGGUUCAUAUGGUGAAAAGGCUCAUAAAGAUCUUAUCAAAGUUCGCGGAAAAAAUUUUAGAGCACAAAAAACAAAAAAGAAAAAAGGAUCAUAUCGUGGUGGUAAAAUAGAUAAAGAAUCACAUUCCAUAAAAUUCAACUUUGACGAUUAA
Molecule: messenger RNA, 300 nt
Organism: Entrophospora candida
Lineage: Eukaryota; Fungi; Glomeromycota; Glomeromycetes; Entrophosporales; Entrophosporaceae
Source: the annotation of a GenBank genome assembly